This is a messenger RNA of Cylicocyclus nassatus, 972 nucleotides long. NCBI's taxonomy places the organism in Eukaryota, Metazoa, Nematoda, Chromadorea, Rhabditida, Strongylidae. The record is from the annotation of a GenBank genome assembly.
AUGGAUUUUUUUGUGAGGAAUGGAGACGUCCUCCUGAACGACACCAAUGUGAAAACAUUAGCGCAGAACACUAAACGAAACGCAGCUUAUAAAAAGCUGCUCAAUGAACUCCAGGAGGAGUUCGGCUUCGAGACCAACGAGAAGAAGAUACAAAAUCAUUUCGAUCAUAUACGAUCUCGCGUAGUCUCGAAGGGUAUGGCCUUCAAGAAAGGCCUUUCAGCAGAGAAGAGGUAUCGCAUGGCGACGGGAGGAGGAAAUUCUUGGGAAGAAGAAGCGAAUUUCUCGAAAAACAACGACUGUCACCCUUUUAACACUGAUUCGGAAGAAAUACUGUGGAGAUAUUACGAUAAAACCCCUAUGACAGAGCCGUUUAAGAAAGGCGAAAGUAUGGUGGGGAAGCGGAAAUUGUGCACGGAACAUUAUGAAGAAAAUGAAGCUGAAGCAGAACCGAUCAUGGACGACUUUGAGAGUGACAGUGAUCACUGUGAUGUUCCAAGUAAGCGAAAACGCAUCACUGAGGAUUUCGUGGAAUCCCAUCCUGGAAGAACUCACUAUGGUAUUCGAGAUGAUGUUGAAUACGAAAAUUUGUUCAAUCGUCGUUUAGCAGAAAACGAUAUGAAUUGUCGGCACUUAUUCUACGCCAACGCAGCUGUUAAAGAUUUUGUGAGAAUGACGCAGGGCCUUCACUACCUUCUGGAGCUUCGGAGGCUAAAUGCGGGUGAUGUUGUACAGUAUACAGAAACGCCGCUUCAGCGCUCCGAACGCCUGCUCGACGACUCGUCGAGUUUUGGCGUGCUCCCUGUUAAACCUCCUCUUCCCGACGUCAUUCUCUGUUGCCCGCUCCCGGAAAGGCGCCAUCACACUCACACUCCUGGAGUUGGCAAAGCCGGCAUCGCCCAGGAGGCGAUAUCCUGGGCGAGCACGACCUUCGUCGAACUCGGCAGCUGCUUGCGAAUGCUGUCAUAUGAAUGA